This is a messenger RNA of Porites evermanni, 7778 nucleotides long. The record is from the annotation of a GenBank genome assembly. NCBI's taxonomy places the organism in Eukaryota, Metazoa, Cnidaria, Anthozoa, Scleractinia, Poritidae.
UUUAGCCACUGAAAUCGCUUAAACUCUUUCAAUUGAAUUUCACAAGUUUUGAAGGGUGUUUUUAGAAUGGAACUAGCGAAGAAAUGUCCGUUUUUGGCCCGCGUUCCUGCGUCGUUCGUUCGCAAAGCGAGGGGACCAGUAUUGGUCUCUUACGCCGAGCGAUGCCCAGUUAUGUCCGAAGUCUUACAUAAGGAGAGCGAAACCCCGAUGAAAAACGAAGGUAAGCUCUAUCAUUCUUUUUAUAAAUGCGUUCUUUCCUUCUUGAUCGAAGUGUUCUUUGUUAAGUUGUUAUGAACGUGAUGUAAAGGAUCUAGACCAAUAGCUUUGAAAUUGACAUCGUCCCGAUCACCAACCUACUAGUAAUACCAUCUGAUUUUGUCUCCUUUUUUACACAGGAGCGAAGACCUAUGGAGCAACAACUUCUGCCAAAGGUAUGUAUGCUAAAUAGACUUACUAUUACGUUUGACAAUAUUGAAAAUUAAGAUCAUGUAAACAUAAAGUUAUAUUGUUGCAAAGCCUGUGCUUACAUAAGUUCAACAAAAGAGCCUAACUACAUUUUACGUAAUUAAGCUUAAGUUUAAUCCUUUGCUUUAGUAGAACGAAAAGUUCCAAAAGCGGUUGAACUCUGCGAAAACUGAUUCCUGUAAAGUGGCAAAUCAAGCAACUGUCCUGAAUAGUACACAUCUCUCGGCUCGCUCAUGAGUGUCCGCGUUAGUCCGCUCGCGAACAUGCCUGCUUCAGCAUUUCAGUCAAACAUUAACAGAGUGUGAUUUAAAAUUUAAAAUUUUAGAUCGCCUCAUUAUUGUACCCUCUCGAACUACAGCCUCGAAAAAAUCAACAGAGCUUUUUUUCAAAUUUCUUUUCCUUAGCGUUUUCUGAACAUUCGUGAGACUGUCACCCCAAACCGGAAUUUCUUACUCACCUCAAUUGACGUAUUUCUUUGUUAUGCAGAAGUUUUAGUUCUUCCUUUGUUCACUUCAAUAUUAUUGUCGUCAACGCCAUUAAGAUUCAAUUUAUUUGUGACAGUGUCUUUUUCUGUUAAGUCAUUGCUAACAACUUGUUAACCUUUGGCUUAAAUCUCCUUCAGCGGAUAAUUAUGAUAUUGCCUUUGAGACCAAAAAGCUUUAUCUCUUUUUUUGUUGUUUCACUGAAGUGUUGAAAUUAAUACACUGUUACAAACUGAUGACUGAGAUUCAUUGAGAUCAGUGUCACCUUGGUUGGUUGAGGAUACUGGUUAUGAAUGCCGACAAAACAAAAACAAUGGCCCUACAUUUAAUGAGGUCCUGUUAAUUAGGCUUAAAGUCUGAUAAGUGUCAUGGCCAUGAAAAAGCAAUAUAAGGCGAGAUGAAAAGACGAUAAAUGACAUUAUGAUGGAAAUACUGACAGGAUAGGGAUAUAAGUUCCCUCUACCCUCCCCCCCACCUCUAAUGUUGGGAGCUUCCUGAUUUUGCUAUGUCACUCUGUUGGUUUUGUUUAUAAAUUGUGGCCAAAUAAUUAAGUUAAAGGCAUGUUCCUAUUGGUCACUGAGUUGGAUUGUUGCACAUGCUCAAGUCCAACGUAAGGGCCAGUUUAGAUUCCUUGAUGUGUUGGCCCUGAUUCAGAAACCACUGUCUAUACAAAACAUAUGCUAAACACAAAAACUGGGCCAUUUUUUACGUGGGGUAUUUCUUUUACAGAAAUAGUCUUGCUCAAUAAACAAUAUUGUUGAUUUAAACCUGUGGUUACAGUGACUGUUGGGCUGAGAUAGAUCAUUCCAACUCAUUUAAUUAUUGUGUUACCUAAUGUUGUCUAGGUAUUGUGGGUCGAGGAACAUUGAUCAGAUCAUUUCUGAUUCUCUGUGAAUCAAUUUCAUUUGUCACUGAGUCUCAUUAUUGUGUUCUUUCCAUAUUCUUUUAAGUUUCAUAAAUUUUGCCUCCCCUUUUUCCCCUCCCCCACCUUUAGCCAUUAGCUAUUUCGGAGGGCUAAUUAAACUGUGGUUCGUCUUUUGUCUUAACAGCUGGAAAGUGUCCAUUUAUGUUCAAUUCAGCCACUGAAGAUGCUCAGGUGAAAGUUGAUCAGUUUGCUGGCUGUGCAUGUGAUUACAGGGAAGGUGCACCUAAGAAGGAGUCUUCUGUGCCAGCAGGUUUGUAAAAUAUCAACGUCUUUAUCUUUUUCAUAGCCGUUGCCACCGACGAAACUAAACCCAUGGUUAGGUCUGUUUGUGAGUUAAUUAUAAUUAAUGCUGAAAUCUUUGUUCUGGGUCCCCGCCGACCUGUGUACUAGGGUUUGAACAUGAGCAUAAGGAGAUAGAGGAUAUUACAUGGCCGCGCCGAGAUAUGAAAUUUCUCUUCGAGUGUUGAAAAAUAUUUCACAAGUGAGCGCAGAGAACGAGUGAGAUAUUUUUUCAACACUUGAAGAGAAAUUUCGUAUAUCCAAGUGGCCGUGUAAUGUUCUAUUUAUUAUAUAAACACCAAUGAAAUACCAAACCAUUUCACUUGAAUAGUUUUUUGGUAUGAAAGGGGCGAUUUAUUACGUAGCCAUAGCAACGGUGAUAUUUUCACAUGUGAAGAUAACAUGUUAUUUUCACAUGUGAAGAUAUCAAGUUGUUGUGCAAAAGCUCACCUGGUAUUUCAUUGUGGUUUAUAUAAUAAAAUCAUUUAUUGUAUGGUUACUGAUAUGAUUCUAAUUCAGUUUUAGAAGGAUUUAAUUUCAUGUUUCAGCUUAUGGUUAUGUUACUAUGUAAGCUACUAGUGAGGACAUAAUUGGAAAAAUUAAUAUUAGUAUUUUUGGUUUGAUUCAUGACUUGAAAUCUUUCCAUGGAGACUAAAUUUUGUUUUGACUGAUUAACUUUGCUUCUGAGCAUUUCUUGUUUCCAUCACAGUCAUGGCUGUACAUAGAGGCAUGACUAAAAUCCUUGAUGGCAGAUCCAAGAGCUAUUAAGAGUUAUCACAUAAUUCUAGAGACUACUUAUGUUGAAUAUUCUAUGAUUUGUACUGCAGCUGGAGUUUUUAAGUCAUGGUUAAGUUAAAAUACAGUUUUUAAAUAACAAAAUAGAGCUAAAACAAUAACCCCCAAACUGGCCUUGAAGAAGGUUAACACAUACUUGAUUUGUGUUUCCAACAGAUGGCAAGUGCCCAUUUUCAAGUGGCAAGUUGGUGGUUGAUGCUUUGCAAAAAAUUCACCCCACCCCUGCUAUGAAAGUAGGAAGUGUGCUUCCUCAGACCAUUGGUGUGCGUCAGAUGGUGACUAUGCCUUUAAGUGCCCAAGGUAAGGUAUUAAAAUGGAAGUUUAUAAUUCAGGAUCGCUAGAUGCCUAAGUGACCUCUGAAUACCAUUUCUAGCCACUAUGAGAUUUAUUUAUAGGGUUCUAAGACUUCUAAACAGAUUCUAAAUUGCUGUUUUGUCUUUAUUGAUGUGCUAAGUUUACCUUUAAAAACUUAAUGUAUACUCAGUACUGACAUAGCAAUUUUUUUUGUCUUACAGGUUUAGCUCCAAGCCUUGAAGCCUUCAAUUCUCAUUUUGAUUACGAUCAGUUCUUCAUGGGGGAAAUUGAGAAAAAGAAGAAGGAUGACACGUAUCGCAUCUUUAAGAAGGUGAAUCGUCUGGCAGAAACAUUUCCUCAUGCCAAAGAUUUCAGUUACAACACUCAAGGGAAGAACAUCACAGUAUGGUGCAGCAAUGACUAUCUUGGAAUGAGCCGACACCCAGAGGUCUUGAAAACUGCUAGGUAAGAUUGGCAUGUUAUGUACUUAGUCUUAACAGUUGGUGGCAGGACAGACCCCGAAAGGGAGCGAGGGAGGGUGCUGCUCUGGAAUUUUUUUGUUACCUUGUGGGCCACCAUUUGUAUAAAAAUGAGUGGCCUUGUCUAUAUCUACUAAUAGUAGUACUUGAAACAGCUCCUGUCAGUGUAGAUGAAGCAUUUUAAGCUCUAGUAUCAACUUCUAUGCUCUCUGUUGUUCUACAGUGUAGUCUUAUUUUUGAGAGAUUGAUUCCUUUCUCUUAUAACUUCUGCGACACGUGUAUUGAUAUUGUUUGAGCAGUUACAGUAUAGCAAUAUUUCGCUCUAUGUCACCUAUUGAUAUUUUUGUGAAAACCAGAGGCUUUUUAGCUCUUGAAGAAAUGGGCGACUUUUGAUGCAGUGGUUGGUACCUUUGAAUAACAAAAACAAUCUUUAAAAAAUGGAAGGAUCACUCUGUGAAAUGAAGAAAUAAUUUGCUGCGUCACCAGUUUCGCUCAAAGUGUAGAAUUUCAUAGUUAAGCUAUAACAAUAAUUUACCAACUGCCACUAGUUUAGGAAUGGUAGUAUCUACAGCAGUAUUUGUAUUUGGUACCAAGUAUUUUCCUGUAUUUUGGUUCCAGUGUAAUUAAAAAAAAACAUAACUUUGAUCCUCCUGCAGAGAAACUAUUGAGAAGCAUGGAGUGGGUGCUGGUGGCACCAGGAACAUCUCUGGAACAAGCAGCUUUCAUGAAUCCCUCGAGGCCAGGCUUGCUGAGAUACACAAGAAGGAAGCAGCCCUGCUGUUUACAUCUUGUUAUGUUGCCAAUGACACUACUCUAUUUACACUGGCACGGCAGUUACCUGGUAUGCAAAAACGCACCUAGUAGGAAUAAUGCGACUAGAGCUGUAGUCCCUGGAAUUGAGUACAAAACAACAGGAUUUUAGAGUGCCUAAUUUUAUCCUGCUAUUAAAAGUUAUGUCAGCAUAGUAGUAGUAGUACAUAGGAGUUUUGUUGAAUGGUGUCAGACCAUUAUUUGGUCACACUUAGGAUUUAUGAACAGACCUAAAAGUUAGAACCACCUUGUACAGCAUAAUGAACAGUACUGCGGGAAAGUACUGCUCAGUAGCUUUCAUUUGAAUGGUCACACUUCAGGAUUUCAUCCACAGACCCAAAAUUUAGGACCACCUUGUACGGCAUUAGCUUUCAUUUGAAUGGCCACACUUAAGCAUUUCAUCCACAGACUCAAAAGUUAGAACCAGCUUGUACAGCAUAAUAAACAGUACCACAGGAAAGUACUGCUCAGUAGCUUUCAAUUGAAUGGUCACACUUGAUUAUUUCAUCCACAGACUCAAAAGUUAGAACCAGCUUGUACAGCAUACAUCUAGGUACUGAUUAUUAUGCUGUACAAGGUGGUUCUUACUUAUGAGUCUGAUGACACAAUUUUUCAGCUUUAAAAACAUCCUUUCGCGCCUUUUUUCCCCAAAUUUCGCUCAAAAAAAUAAUAAUAAUAAAACAUCUUAUUAUCUAUACAAACCACCGCAACCUAUCUUAUUUAUUUUAUUUAUUUGGUUCAUUGUGUUCUUUAUUUAUUCACUUCUUUGUUUAUAUAUUUUCUCAGGCUGUUUGAUAUUCUCCGAUGCUGGUAACCACGCAUCCAUGAUCCAGGGAAUUAGGAACAGUGGCGCUAAGAAGUUCAUCUUUAGGCACAAUGAUGUAGAACACCUUGAACAGCUGCUUGAACAAGCAGACCCUGACGCGCCUAAGAUUGUUGCUUUCGAGACUGUUCAUUCCAUGACGGGUGAUGUGUGUCCAUUGGAAGAGCUGUGUGAUGUAGCGCACAAGUAUGGGGCGUUGACAUUUGUUGACGAGGUUAGUUCCUCCAUUUUGAGAAAAAUACUGACGAACCCGGUUGAAACAAAUGCUUUGUUCAUGUAAAAGCUUGCAAGACGAAGAACAGCAAGCGAGUAUUUCUUAGAUUAAUUAAAGAGGAUAUGUAAUGAGGGUAAUGCUGAUUUAGGGCAAUUCUGUGCUGACGUCAUUCCUGUGGAGUUAUGAAGAAGACAGGAAACAAAUUUCAUCGGGGAGCACUAACUCCAAUCAUUUCUUUUGGUGAUUUGUGCUGACAUAGCACUUAGAUGUAGCAUUAAACUUGAAAAAGUUGGCCCAUCUUUUUGAAGUUUCAAUCUAUGUCCAUCCUUGCCAUCCGUUUUCACUGACGACAUGAAACAUAAAUAUAGCCUUAAAUAUCAAAACUGGACCAUUGUUUUUGGAAUUCAAUUGAUGCGAAGACGAGUUUUACCUGUAAAAAGAUAGCAAAUAGCGUGAAGCGAAAGCUUGCCCAAACUAUUAGAGUGAAACUGUUGAAAAAGUAUCUACGCUUUACUGAGACACGAAAACCCACAAAACCCUGCACAAGAUAUAUACAGUACAUGCAGGUCUAUACUUCAGACUGAUAUUAAACCUUCUCUGGUUGACUUAAGCUCAAACUUUUCUACCAUGUUUCAUCUGCAGGUCCAUGCAGUGGGUUUGUAUGGCCACAGCGGCGCGGGUAUCGGAGAUCGUGACAAUAUCAUGCACAAGAUGGAUAUUAUCAGCGGAACCCUCGGCAAAGCCUAUGGAGCCAUCGGUGGUUACAUCGCCGGAACUGAGGCGCUGGUUGACAACAUCCGUAGCUAUGGUUCCGGGUUUAUCUUUACCACUUCCUUGCCCCCUGUCACCGUGAAUUCCGCCAUAACGUCCGUUGGUAUCCUUGCCAGUGGCGAAGGACGAGAGCUGCGCAGACAACAUCAGAGUGUGGUGCACACACUGCGCAAUAAGCUCGUCAGUGCUGGGUUGCCUGUGGUGUAUGCUCCGAGCCACAUUAUACCUGUGCAUGUAAGUGUUGUCUUUAUGUCUGUAGUCAGGCAGUUAUAGAAAUAGAAAAGAAGAAAUCCGUCUCGGGAGUUUGAGAUUUCGAGAACGGACAUCUGGAGUCAGGGUACGCCAUCAUGUACUUAAAAUCUUUGGGUGCUUUUUUUAGGUUGGCGAUCCUGCCAAGUGCACGGCCAUCUCCAAUGAGAUGCUUUCCAAAUAUGGCAUGUACGUUCAGUCCAUUAACUACCCCACAGUGGAACGAGGCAAGGAGAGACUGCGCAUUGCACCAACACCCCAACACAAUGAAGAGAUGAUGGAUAAGUUCACUGAUGCUUUGGUCAAGGUGUGGCGAAACAAUGGCAUGGAGUUCCUUACUCCUGUUUGCACCACCGAGUGCGAUUGCCAGGAUCGCUGCAUCACUUACAAGGAGCUGGAUUGUGACAAGUACGCUUCACAAGUGGGAGCCGCCUAGAGCUGUUGGCACUCCGAAUCUGGCCGCUUAAUGAGUUGUGUAGCACAUAUUCUACACAAUGGAAUAAGCCUGAAUUGUCAAUUGUAGUAAUUUAAGUUACAAUGUAAUUUCAAUCUGGAAUUGAAACUGGAAUAAUCAGUCACGCUUACGCAUCUAUAAAAGUGUCGUCUCUUUGUUGUGAUAUUUUUCACGCUUAUCAUGCACUCUAACACGCGGAAUCUUUGAAGAAACAGUUCUUUUGUCCCUAACGUUUCUGUUAAACCCCUUGUUAUUAAAUUAAUCCAGAAAGACAGUAUUAUGCAUCACAACGAAAAUUGAACAUGGCCUCUCUUGUUGCAGAUGUCACUUCUUGAAACUGCCCCGCUCUGAAUAGCCCCCCCCCCCACCCCCCCCCCAACCCCCACCCCCCCCCCCCCCACCCCCUACACAAACAACGACCACCAACCACACGAAUCCACCCCACCUCACCCUACGACACAAGCGCAACUCCCUUUCACCCCCCCCCCUUUUUGUAAACCCCUUUUUUAUAAAAAAAUACAAAAAAAAAGAAUUUGGCUCCCACCCGAAAAAUUAACUGGGCCCUUUUUGUUGAAAAAUUCCCUUUCUUAAAAUAUUCUCCCCCCCCCUCGAAAACCCCCCCCCCCCCCCCCAACACACACACCCACCUACCCCCCCCCCCCGCCGCUUAAAAAAAAAAGCCUCGUCGAAAAUUAAUGGAUACCUCACCAUUUUUUCAUGGACCGUAGUGCACCUUGU